AAAAAGAAAAGAACAGAGAAAAUAGGAAAUAAAGCUUAGCAAGUACCAAAACCUUCUGCGCAUUUCUUCGACUCUCUCAAUAAGGGGAGAAGAAUCCCGAUUGCUGUUUUCUGUAUCCACCGGGCUUUUUCAGUUUCUGGGGAAAGAACCUAGAGUCUAUUGUCUCUUUCACCUGCUCCUCGCGCUUCUCUAUCUUAGAUGGCGGAUGCUUAUUGGAGAUACGGAGACUCAAGGCAAGCACCACCGUCAUCGAUCCCGUCUCUCGUCGGGAAACGACCUCGCUCUGAUUAUGAUCUCCCUGGUGGUCAUGAGCCCUCAAGCUAUUUUUCUCGUGAAGAUGACCGACUGGCUCUCCGUGGAAUGAGAGAUACUGAUUCCAUUGGAGCAUCCUAUGACCGUUACCUGCGAAGUUCGCAAAUUUCAUCAUAUGGUGGGGGGCAGUCUGCUAGAUCCAUUGCUGGAGGAUUAUCUAGUCGUGCUGUCGAUGAUCCGCGAUUGGCAGGUCUUGGGGGUGUGGACCCAGUAGUAAAAGACAGGUCUUUGGGGCUUGGCAGUGGAAGGUCAGAGGUUGCCCUUCCUCCUGAUGCAUCAAGUACCUUGUUUGUGGAGGGUUUACCUUCUGAUUGUACACGACGGGAAGUAGCUCAUAUUUUCCGUCCUUUUGUUGGCUACAAAGAAGUGAGACUCGUUAGCAAGGAAUCCAGACAUGCUGGUGGGGAUCCACUGAUACUUUGUUUUGUUGAUUUUGUUAGUCCUGCCCAUGCAGCUACUGCCAUGGAUGCUUUACAAGGUUAUAGAUUCGAUGAGCAUGACCGAGACUCGAUUAAGUUAAGGUUGCAAUUCGCUCGCUAUCCUGGUGCGAGGUCAGGUGCUGGGUAUCGUGGCAAACGUUGAACUAUGCAGUUUUGCAGGAUUUGCGCGAGUCAGGAAGUCUAUGAUAAUGAGCAAUGGUACAGCAACGCGAUGAUCUCAUGAAUUUGAAAGACUCCGAGUUCCAUAGGAUGAUAAUUACUGCGUGUUUUCUGUAGUUCUGGGUCGAUUGCUAGACAUUUAAGUGUGUGCUUUAUUAGAAUGUGAAGGAUUAUAUUUGCUUUCAAUUGCUUCAGACUGACAUCGAUUUGAAUCCAUUUCAGUAGUUUUGCUAUCUUAAUUUAUAAGCCGUUCUUUUAUUGUCUUGAGUUCUGGGAUCUGGAAUCAAUGUUGUAAAACGUUUAUAAAUAGGGAUUUUAACUACUUCAUGCGGGUCUAUUUCCUUGUAUUUAAGAGAUAACAGCAACAUUUUUGGUUCUUCCCUGCUCAUACCCAUGCCAAGAGGUAAUCAGGGUAGAGAAAUAGGAGGUUCAUUGCCGGUAACCAACCACCUGAUCUGCCUGGUAAGAUUUAUGUUUCAUCUUGGGGUGAAUCUCCCCAUUUUGCAGUUGAGACUCUAAAGAGUUAUAAAUGUCCUUACCCUUAGUGGCGUUGUCAGAUCUAGUUGACUGUUUUCUUUCUUGACUUGGUACCCUACAGUACCUCAAUUCUGCCCUUGUGCUUGUUAAUGAGAAAACCUGUAACUGCCAAUCAGAGGUUAUCUGACCUGGACAAUGCCCUUUUCUUGUGUUUGCAAA
Messenger RNA from Carica papaya (papaya), 1607 nucleotides. RefSeq names its product RNA-binding protein 1-like. The record is from RefSeq and is a predicted model, not a curated record. Gene Ontology annotation, molecular function: RNA binding. Lineage: Eukaryota; Viridiplantae; Streptophyta; Magnoliopsida; Brassicales; Caricaceae.